AUGAACUGGCAGCGCUUUCAGACGACCGAGUUUGGCGCGAUCGUCGACCACGUGGUCACUGCGCCAUGGGCGACGAUGACGUCGACGCCGUCCAACCCAGAACACUACAUGGGCAACUGCAUCUACAUCGAUGCGUCCGUGGCACCUCCAGCAGGUGCGGACUUGGACGCAAUGGAGGCCAACCAGCGCCAGGCCAACGCGCGCGUCGUCUAUCAGUUCGUCGACGCCAAGGCCGCGAGUGCCCCGUUUGCGUCCGA
Saprolegnia diclina VS20 is the source of this 257-nucleotide messenger RNA. RefSeq lists its product as hypothetical. The transcript has a single exon. The annotation marks the transcript as partial. The record is from RefSeq and is a predicted model, not a curated record. NCBI's taxonomy places the organism in Eukaryota, Oomycota, Saprolegniomycetes, Saprolegniales, Saprolegniaceae.